AUGUACAUAGAGAGACAGCCGCUGUUGCUGGUGCUGCAAGAUGUCAUGUUCCAGGGUUUAGAGUUUGGUGCCACGGGGAUGUUAGGUUCACUGGCCCAACUUGUAGCGCCGUGUGCCCACAAGAUACUCUCGGGCCAGCGAGUGGAGGAUAUGCAGCACGUGGUACAGACCAUUCAGUACUGGGGCGGCCAGGGCCUCUUCAACCCACAGAUG
Sphaeroforma arctica JP610 is the source of this 213-nucleotide messenger RNA. RefSeq lists its product as hypothetical. The record is from RefSeq and is a predicted model, not a curated record. The annotation marks the transcript as partial. Lineage: Eukaryota; Ichthyosporea; Ichthyophonida. The transcript has a single exon.